Messenger RNA from Hypanus sabinus (Atlantic stingray), 7393 nucleotides. Its product is annotated as syntaxin-binding protein 4. The record is from RefSeq and is a predicted model, not a curated record. Bases 51 to 2165 code for a protein of 704 amino acids. The transcript is spliced from 21 exons. Gene Ontology annotation, molecular function: protein binding. Lineage: Eukaryota; Metazoa; Chordata; Chondrichthyes; Myliobatiformes; Dasyatidae.
AUGAGGGAUAUAAUAAAUGUGUGUGUUGCAGGGACGGGAUUCUGAACGAGAUGCCAACCUUUUCAGUCCUCUACAAGGGAGCUGUGAUCAUUAGCAGGACAAUACUGGGCCCCUAUGGGGUAGACCGGAGAGUACACUGCGUAGACUUUACAGACUGCGAAAAUGGUCUGGGAAUUAAGGUUAUUGGAGGAGUGAAGGAGCUGACUGGGGAGGAGCAUGGUCUGUAUGUGAAGAGGAUUCUGCCUGGUGGUCUUGCUUCAGUUGAUGGUCGCCUGCAACCUGGAGACCAGAUUCUUGAAGUUAAUGGUGACAGUCUGGUGGGAGUGACAAAUGAAAGUGCAGUGGAAAUCCUUCGAGCUGCCUCUUCAUCCAAUAACAUGAGGCUGAUGAUUGCACGGGAUGAACAGGGAAGGCGGGAAUUUUCUGAAUUGUUGGAAAACCAUGAAUCCAGUAAUACAGGAUCAGUACAGAAUUCACCCACCCCACGAGGACAUUGCAGAUCAUCAGGCACCUCAUUAACUUCCGUGAGCCCUCGACUGUCAAGCCCAAUGAGUUCCCGCCACUCGUCCAAUGGAAACACUGGAAGUUUACUUCAUUCUAAUGUAGUUCAUAGUGAUGAAGAAAUUCAGCUCGUUACCAUCACCAAAUCUGCAGCCCUUGGACUCACUGUCUCAGGAGGAUCCAACAGGCCUGAUGGACCCAAAGUCUAUGUGGAGGAUAUCAUCUUCGGGGAAGAUGGCCAAAUGGAUGGCCAAAUUCGUCCAGGAGACCAGUUGGUUGCGAUUAAUAAAAAGUCGCUAAUCGGAGUGACGCAUGAAGAAGCCAAAAGCAUCCUCAAGAAAAUAAAGUUGACGAAUGAAGGAACCAUAACAAUUGCCUUUUUACCAGGCAAAGGGCUCGUACGCCGGCAAUCCUUGUUACACAAUGCAGACGACUCAGCUCAGAGGAACGUAGGAAACGACUUCAGUUCUUGCAGACUGAAGGUUCAUGUCAGAACUCCCAAGUCUCAACAUGAAGAGCAUUAUCUCGUGUCUUCUCAGUCACCAGACAUCUGCCCACCAGAGCACACUGCCUCAGCUGCCAAAACAUCCAUCCUAAAAGAAGUGCCCAGCAGCAAACUGAAAGUCUGCCUGGAUCCUCAUGUUCGGUUAAAAAUGGACAAGUUGGAGUUGGCACUGAAGUAUCUAGGGCUACGUGUCACAGAAGAACAGAGAAGAGCACUGAGGCACGGUCUCAGAAAUGACUCUCAGGGAACUGUAGCCUUCGGAGAUUUUGAGCAUGCAAUAAGGAAUAAACUACCAAAGGAACUAGAAGAUGUCGGCCUUAGUCAGAGUUCCCUGAUGUUUUACCCUCAUGAAGUUGCAAAUAUUUUGGAUACAACAGCUUUCCAAUCUCCGAUAUUUAGCUCUGUCACCUCCUGUGAGUCAGAGAAUCUGGAACAUCUGCAGACAGAGGUAACCGAGUUACGUCAGGAAGUGAAGAAACUGAAGGCUCUCAUCAAGGAGACAGAGAAGAGCAAGAAAUCACUAGAGGAUGAGCUUCAACAGCUCUCUCAGAAAGCAACAGCUGCACUUACGGAAAACAGGACUUUACAGAGCAAGUUGCAGUUGGCCAGUUCUGUCCAGCACCAGGCUCUCAGUGCUGAGCAGGACUAUGAGGAGGUGAUCCGUCUUCUGGAAGUUGAGAUCACAGACCUCAAAACUCAGCUGGCAGAGAAACGGCAGAAGGAUCGUGCGGAAGUUUCCAAGGAGGAUACACACGAUCUGCAACAGAGGCUGUCGGCUGCCGUCUCUCAGCUGCACACAUCUGAGCUUGCCCGCAAGCAGUUGGAAAUCUCAAACAAGAAACUAUUUUCCUUUGCUGAGAAAGUCCACAAAGUUCUAAUAUCUGCCAGCCAACACCGGACUACCCAAAGAUUAAAUCUGUCUAAGAAAACACGUAGAGAAAGCAGUCUGGUCCCUGCUGGACCUGCAGGGCAGCUUGCCAUUGAAGCCAAGGAGCUGAUUGAGUGGGUCUGUUCUCUGGACUGUGAAAAUGCUGAAGCUACGGAAGUACAAUGUGGCCCCCCCUCACAGGAGCCGGCAGUGCAGAAGACCAACCGGCAGAGAAAUGCUCCACCACGCACACAUCAAACCAGCCAUCUGCAAGAAAUGUUAUUUAUUUAAAACAGAUCACAUUCUAUUGUUAUCCAUACCUAAUGUUAAUGUAUAUUUAAUGUAAAUGCAAUAUAUAUAUUUUUUUGUGUGUUGAAGAUACCAUUCCUGAGAUGCUUGAUCAGAGUUUUCUUCAAGAGACAGCAGGGAUGUUGGGUCCAAUGUCAUCAUCUUUUUCAUUGGGACAACCUAGCUGAAUAGAAACUCGUUUUUGAAAAGGUUCCCUAAAUCAGGCAUUAGGCCCUUCAAUGCAUUGAACAUGACCAAAGUGUUAGAAUCUGCCCAUCAGAAUAAAAGAUCAGCUGUGAUCUUACUGAAUGGCAGUGCAGGUUUAAAGGACUGCCUGGGGAAUUGGUACAACGAUGGGGGAGAUCAGCUACAAAUGUGGUGAACAGCAGAGUAGACUUGAGGGGCUGUAUGUCCUACUGCUGUUCUUAUUUUCCUGAGUUGGGCCUCAGUGUAACAUGUGUAGAGGGUCACAGAUAGCUGAGUGGGUGGCCAAUUAAAUGACAGCAAAUCAGCUCAGAGUCCAUCCUGUGGACUAAACAUGGCUGCUCACCCAGUUUGUGUUUGACUUCUCCAAUGUAGAAACCACAAUGUGAACACUAAAUGCAAUAAAUAUUUUGGUGGUUUUAUUGUUCUGAGGGUACAGGCUAGCCUUUAGUAUUUGCUAUUAGCAACACAGGCAGAGAAGUAUAAUUCUAGUUGCUGAAUUAACUUAUUUGCUCUCACAUUUUCAAAGAUUCCCUUUUGUUCUUGCCCAUUCAUCCACAUUUUUUUUUGCUAUUGAAAACGUUAUUUUCUUCCCUUUCCCAGUUCUGAUGACAGACCUGUUUUUCUUCCCACAGACGCAAUCUGACCUCCUGAGUUUGUUCCAACAUUUACUGCUUUACUUCAGAUUUGUAUCAUUUGCAGUUUUAUUUCCAAACCAAAAAUACUCAGUGGCCACAUUAUUAGAAAUCCCCUGCACCUAAUAAACAUGAGAAUAUGUUUGUGGUAUUCUGCUGCUGUAGCUCAUUCCCUUCAGGGUUCAACACAUUGUGCAUUCAGAGAAGCUCUUCUACACACCACUGUUGUAAUGUGUGGUUAUUUGAGCUACGGUCACCUUCCUGUCAGCUGGAACCAAUCUGCCCAUUCUCCUCUGAUCUCUCAUUAACAAGGUGCUUUUGCCCACAACUGCAACUCACUUAAUAUUUUUGUAUCAUUCUCUGUAAACUUGAGAGACUGUUGUGCGUGAAAAUCCCAGUUUCUGAGAUACUUAAACCACCCUGUCUGGCACCAACAAGCAUUCCAUGGUCAAAGAUCACAUUUCUUCCCCAUUCUGAUGUUUGUUCUGAAUAACUGAAGCUCUUGACCAUAUCUGCAUGCUUUCAUGCAUUGAGUUGCUGCCACAUGAUUUGCUGAUUAGAUAUUUGCAUUAACAAGGUGUCCCUGAUAACAUGGCCACCAAGUGUAGUUCUGCCACGUCUAAAGUGCAUUUCACCUUCAAGUGUGAUAACAUUGUUUGUAUUGUGCCGCACACAGCCUCUACACAUGGAGUUAAUGUUUAAAGUUAAAGACCUGCUGUAAAGUGGAGCAAGCUGCAACCCCCCAACAGUAAGUCAGAUCGUAACCCCCAUUCAGAGGCAUACACAUUUACUGCAAAACAGUGUAAAACAAAACAGUUUUGCACUCUUGCCGCAGUUGCAACAUUUGCUGUGAGAAAUAGAAUUUCACCUUUUUUUUACUACAAAAGCUUGCUAGCCUUGUAUCCUGGUUAAUUGACUGCACAGAAAAAUCAGUGUGGGGAAAACAGGCAGUCAAUAUGAUACUGCCUGGUUUGCACUACUACAGUGCCUAUUCAAAGGAUACACCCCCUUGGAAGUUUUCAUGUUUUAUUGUUUUACAACAUUGAAUCACAGUGGAUUUAAUUUGUUAUUUUUUACACUGAUCAACAGAAAACAACUUUUGUGUCAAGGUGAAAACAUACCUCUACAAAGUGGUCUAAAUUAAUUACAAAUAUAAAACAAAAUAGUUGAUUACUAAGUAUUCACCUCCUUCAAGUCAGUACGUAGUAGUUGCACUUUUGGCAGCAAUUACAGCUUAGAAUCUGUAUGGAUAGGUCUUUAUCAGCUUUGCAUAUUUGGACAGUGCAAUUUUCCCCCAUUCUUCUUUACAAAACUGCUCAUACUCCGACAGAUUGUAUGGGGAUCACAAGUGAACAGCCCUUUUCAAGUCCGGCCAAAUUCUCAAUUGGGUUGAGGUGUGGACGCUAACGUGGUCUCCCCAGGACAUUAACUUUGUUUUUUUAAGCCAUUUCUGUGCAACUUUAGCUUUACACUUGGGGUCAUUGUCUUGCUGGAAAACAUAUCUUCUCAGAAGUCACAGUUCUCUUGCAGACUGCAUCAGAUUUUACUCCAGGAUUUCCCUGUAUUGUGUUGCAUUCAUUUUACCCUCUACUUUCACAAGCCUUCCAGAGCCUGCAGCAGUGAGGCAUCCCCACAGCAUGAUGCAAUCACCACCAUACUUCACAGUAGGACUGGUGUGUUUUUGAUGAUGUACAGUAUUUGGCUUAUGCCAAACAUAACGUUUAGUCUGAUGGCCAAAUAAACUCAAUUUUGGUUUCAUCACACCAUAGAAGCUGCUUCCAGCUGACUUCAGUCUUCCACAUGCCUUCCGGCAAAGUGUAACCAAGAUUUUUUUUUCCCAACCGUGGCUUUCUCUUUGCCACUCUCCCAUAAAGCUGCGACUGGUGAAGCACCCGGGUAACAGUUGUAUGUGCAGUCUCUCCCAUCUCAGCCACUGAAGCUUGUAACUCUUCCAGAGUUGCCAUAGGUCUCUUGGUGGCCUCCCUCAUUUGUCCCUUUUUUGCACGGUCACUCAGUUUUUGAGGUUGGCCUGCUCUAGGUAGAUUUACAGCUGUGCCAUAUUCUUUCCAUUUCUUGAUGAUUGACUUAACUGUAUAUCCAAGGGAUAUUAACUGACUUGGAGAUUUUCUUGUAUCCAUCUCUUGACCUGUGCUAUUCAAUAACCUUUUCACUGAGUUGACUGAAGUGUUCUUUUAUCUUCGCGGUGUAGUUUUUGCCAGGAUACUGCCUCACCAGCAGCAGUCGGACCUUCCAGAUACUGGGUUAUUUUUACUACAAUCAACUGACUGCAAAUGGAGGCCUCCAUUUAACUAAUUAUAUGACUUCUAAAACCAACUGGCUGAACUAGUGAUGAUUUAGGGUGUCAUAUUACAGAGGGUGAAUACUUUUGCAAUCAAUUAUUUUAUAUUUUAUAUUUGUAAUUAAUUUAGAUCACCUUGUAGAGACCUGUUUUCACUUUGCCACAAGAGCCUUUUUCUGUUGAUCAGUGCCAAAAAAGCCAAAUUAAAUCUAUUCUGAUUCAAUGUUGUAAAAACAAUAAAACAUGAAAACUUCCAAGAGGGUGUAAAUACUUUUUAUAGGCCCUGUAUCUGCAAUAAAUUUGCACAAAGCCUCAUAUCCCUGUUGAAAAGCCAUCAACUACAGCUCUACAGUGGACUGAAUACAGAACUGCUUCACUUGUUCAUUAGAUUCCCAUAACAUUCACCACAAUGCAGAUAAGGUCAUCAAUCAACAUUGUAAAGAAAAGACUCUGGUUUUAAGAUCAACUAUAAAAAUAAUUUACUGUUCCGGGACAAGGUACAGAAGAAUCUAAGCUAAGAAUAACUAGGGUAUUCUACUGAGACUAGAUGUAAAGAUAAGUAUUCUAUUUGAGAUUAGUCAUUUAUCAGGAUGUUAUGAGACUAUCAACAUUAAUUAACAAAUCUAAAUAUGUCUAUACAAGAUCACUUCUUCAAAUGUUCUAGCACCCCUCAAAACAUUUUAAUUUCUGCUGAAGAGCAAAUGCUGGUGUAGAACAAAUUUUCUAGUGCUGGGAUCUGAUCCCCUUCAUAUUAAAACGGGUGAGUAUGCCAGAUGGAUUAGUUCUACAUAAAACUAUUUAAUUGCAGAGAUUAGCCUUGAAAUGUUAAAAGUUCCAUCAAGGGUAAAUACCAAUUAUGCAUCAAGUAUGGUUUAGAACUCUACUGAACAUUAUCCUGUAUGUAAUUUGACUGUACUAGAGGUCCAGGAACUGAUAUUAACACCAAUGCUAAGCAUUAAACAACUGCUGCUUUUAAUAAAUUGUGUGUAAAUAAGUGCUUCUAUUUUUUUAAUGUACACAAUGUACAAUAUUUCUAGUUGACAUCAGCAUAAGAAUUUUUUUUAAAUCCAAAGGACAAUUCUUUAGCUUCCAAUAAACCAUGUGUAGCUUUAGUGCAUUAAUUAAUGAAGAAAAUAAAAAAAAAAUCAGUGAAUUUUUGGAAGCUGCUCAUACAUUUUAAAUCCUAUUUUGCCCUGUGGUGCAUGCUCUACAGGCCCAUACUUAAAUCCUAGUUAUACACUCUAUAGCCAGCUUUGUUAGGGACACCUGCUCAUUAAUGCGUCUUUGUACACAUAACAUGUCAAAACUUGAAGUGGAUGAGCUACAGCAGCAGAAGACCACAGCAGGUUCCACUUCUGUACCUAAUAAAGUCACCACUAAGUUUAAGUUCAGAACGAGUUACCAGAAAACCCAUAUUGCUACCGAUAGUCCAUCUUCUCCCUUUCAUACUGGAAAUGAACAUUUCAAAUAAGUCAUCGGCUUCCAAAAAUCGAAAAGUGGAAAGAUUUCAUGUGCAUGAUCACACAAGGAUGGGUGAACUUUCGUAUCAUAAUCCGUUGCAAUUAUGUGAAGCAGUUGGAUAUUACUUUAUAUAUAUUUUGCCCAACAGCAGAAGUCCAGGUUGAUUAAAGAUGCAUGUUAAGACGUUUUGCCACCCAGAGCAAGUAGGCAAGUUGGAUCACUUCAGAUUCACCAUGGCAUCCACAAUAGGGACGUGUUUGCAAUGGGGCUCAUUGUAACUCACCAAAAAUGCAUUUUGUCCAGUUUUUGAUGUCUAGCUUUUCAAGAAGUACCCAUUCUACACCCUGUUAAGCAGAUCAAUAUUUAACUUGCAGCUGGAAAGCAAAAUUUUGUUCCAUCACUACAAGGCAAUUUAUCAUAUCGUAAAGUUACAACAUUCAAAGUGCUUGAUUUAAUUUGGUGUGGGUGUGUCCAGUAAGUUUUUUUGGCAAAAGCAUAUGGUCUGCCUCCUUGCACCGGAUAUACCUUCCAUGUAACCUCAUCAUAAACUACAUCCUUGCAGUGCUUAAACAAUUAAGAUUUCUUACUGUUGGCUAGGUUCACAUUUUCAAGUUCUGCAUUUAAAUUCUAUC